Molecule: messenger RNA, 1227 nt
Organism: Cyanidioschyzon merolae strain 10D
Lineage: Eukaryota; Rhodophyta; Bangiophyceae; Cyanidiales; Cyanidiaceae
Product: similar to oxidoreductase
Exons: 1
Coding region: 1-1227 (408 amino acids)
Cellular component (GO): membrane
Molecular function (GO): oxidoreductase activity
Source: RefSeq, a predicted model, not a curated record
AUGACGCUCAUCUGGACACUCGUCGCGAUCUUUGCGUUUUGUUGGGUUCUAUGGCGAGUUAGCGUUCACUACGACCUGCGGGCACGUCGAGCGAGCCUAAGAGGACGAGUCGUUUGGGUCACUGGUGCUUCGUCUGGGAUCGGGAGGGCGCUAGCCUUUCGACUCGCUGUCUUUUACGGGGCUCGGGUCGUCGUCAGUGCACGACGCGUCGAGUUGCUAGAGUCGCUCGCUGCCCAGGUAUCAGAGGCACUCGCGGGUAAAGCAACCGCAUCGACGGACACCCGGGAAAUGGACAAACCGGCUGUGGUCAUCGAACCAGUGAACUUGCGGGCAAGUGGCAACGAGCUGGACCACGUCCUGCAGCGUGUUCUUCAACUCGGUGUUUCCGUUGUUAUUCUGAACGCCGGCGUGAACCAGAAUGGAUGUCUCUUUGUGGACACGAGCCUCGACACGCUGCGGGAAGUACUCGAGACCAACCUGUGGGCACCAGCGCGUAUCCUUCAUCGGCUUCUUCGGGAGCUGCUCUCUGCCCCGAACGAACCGACCAAAGCAUCAGGACACAACUGCAGCGUAGACGUCAACAGAACCCGAUCUCGUGCCCGGAAAUCGAAGCCCAGUCCGAGUAGCAGUGGUAUCCCCGAGCAUCGAGCCCGACUCAAGAUCGUAGAUGCCUUUCGAGACCUCCUUCAAACGAAAAUUCCCGCCUCGUGUCGUCCGAGCGAUCAACAAGCAUCCACAAAGGACAUCAUUGCAUCGGCACCCAACGAGUCCUCUGCACUUGUCGAGAACCUAGAUGUGGUUGUCGUGUCAUCGCUGGCAGCGUAUCGGGCGUUACCCGGUGGAGCGCUCUACGGGGCAACCAAGGCCGCGCUCAAUUACCUCACAGAGAGCCUCCGCAUGGAGCUUCGGAUCGCUGGCGAUCACAGGGUACGAUUAGUCACAGUUUGUCCAGGUUUCGUAGACACGCCUGCGAUCGCCCAUCAGCGGCACUGGAAACCGUGCUGUCUCUCGCCAGAUGCAGCAGCAGAUCAUAUUAUAUGGGCACUCUUACGCAGGGGCGACCAUUACGGGUUUCCAUGGAUCAUGGAUCACAUUGUGAUGGCAGUGGCUGUCUGGAUACCCACUCGGGUCUAUCGCUGGAUCAUGGCCAAGUCUUGGCGUCCACCGGCGAGCGCAGAAAGCGCUGUGUGCACAAUACAUCAUGGGAGCGCUCACGUCGAGCACUGA